Molecule: messenger RNA, 1397 nt
Organism: Styela clava
Lineage: Eukaryota; Metazoa; Chordata; Ascidiacea; Stolidobranchia; Styelidae
Source: RefSeq, a predicted model, not a curated record
UUUUAAUCAUAGAUGUAAGAUGGCAAAUGAAAAAGCAGCUCUCGUUGAAAUGUACAAUGGAAGCCCAGGUCAUUACGGUUUUCCACCAACUGACGGACAAGUCCAGUCAUCUUUUGGAGAAGAACCAUCGACUUCACACACUUCAGCUACUAACAUGCUUGAAGAUGUAGAACCACCAUCUUACCAAGAAACAGCAUUUGAAACGAUUUCUAACAGGCCAACGUCACCGCCUCCUCGACCACCACCGCCUCGACUUAAUCGUCAAACGCCUCUCCCGAUGGUCGUUUCUAAUCCACCUGCAGAUAUGAGCAAUUUCAAUCACGUUCACUCUGCCACAGUAAUAUUGAACGCGCCAGUAACUUCUCAACCAGCAAUUGUUACAGUUAAUGGUAUUCCACCGGUGGCUGUGACACAGCAGCCAUCAGUCGGCUUGCCACUUACAAUACCACCCAAUCAGGACAUAACACGAUAUAUAACGUACGGUCCUCGACCGUUCAGCAGCGGAAUCUGCAAUUGUUGUAUGGACUGUCACACAUGUUGUUGCGGAACAUUCUGUACUUGUUGUUACCUUGGAGCAAUCGGUUCGAAGUUAGAUGAAAGUUGUAUGACUGGAAUAUGCUGUAUGGCUGGAUUGAUUCCUCUUCGAACAAAAUUGAGAAUACAACAUAAUAUAACUGGAUCUAUAUGUGAUGAUAUUUGUCUUUCCACGUUUUGUUCUUGCUGCGUUGUUUGUCAGAUGGGCCGAGAGAUGGAAGCAUUGCACUACAAAAAGAAAUGUUGCUGUUGUUAAUUCCGCAUGAUGUCACACCGCAUGCUGCAUGGUUUCAUUUAGCGCCAUUUUUUUUUACUUAAAGAUAAUGAUAAAUGACGAUGUUGUUUCAUCCGAAGUAAAAAAUAAUCCAAGUAACUAACGAACUCGAUAAAUUGUUCAAGUUGUGGCAGACAAUAUCGUCAUGCCCAUUUAUUAGAGUUACUGUUUAUAUGAACAUGCAAUGCACUGUUUGCGGAUUUUAUAUUACGAUAGUCACGCCGAGCUUUAUGUUUAUAAAGUCCUACGUUUUGUUUGUACGUAAAUAAUAGUUUACCAAUUUUAAAUUCCUAUGCACCUGCUCCGAGAAUAAAACACUGUGCAAAAGAGAGAUUGGGAAUAUAUAUAUUUAGUAUUAACUAAGUACAAUUAUGCAAUAGGAGAAUUUUACACUAUUGAAUUUGCACAAAGUUCAUGUACUUUGUCUGUCAUUGCAGACUUGAGAAUCGACCCCUGAAAAAAAAGAAUAACGAUUAUAGAUAAAAAAAAAAUUGAACUGAACUGAAAUAACAUAAAAAUUGACGCAAAUAUAUCUGCUACAGUACUCUUUCAAUAUAUGAUGUAUUUCGUUGAUUUGGGUUCAGCAUAU